Messenger RNA from Macrobrachium nipponense, 1884 nucleotides. RefSeq lists its product as uncharacterized. The transcript has a single exon. NCBI's taxonomy places the organism in Eukaryota, Metazoa, Arthropoda, Malacostraca, Decapoda, Palaemonidae. The coding region runs from base 1 to 1884 and encodes 627 amino acids. The record is from RefSeq and is a predicted model, not a curated record.
AUGUCCAGAAACGAAGCUUUAAAGAACUGGUAUGUAGACGAAUUUGAAAAGUUGAUCAACGACGGCUAUAUGACAGAGGUUACAGCUGAGAAGGAUGUGCAGUGGAAAUCUAAUGGUGGCAAAGUCUACUACAUCUGUCAUUUCGUACACUUUAAUGAGCAUAGUUCCUCAACCCCACUCAGAAUCAUAUUUGAUGCAAGUGUUCCAUUUAAAGGCAAGGCUAUAAACUCCUUGUGGGAAUCACCACCAAAUUUGAUUCCACCAAUUCCAACCCUGCUGUUCAGGUUCCAGGAAAGAAAAAUACCGGUUGCAAUGGACAUAAGUAAAGCAUACUUCACUGUUCGCCUUGAGACAGAAGAAUCUCAUCUGCACCGCCUUUUGUGGAAUCAACUGGACAAGGAAAAAGAAGUCAAGACGCUGCGAUUACUACGAAACUCCUGGGGAACUACUCCGGCAGGUGGUAUAUGCAGUGUAGCAAUGCUCAUCAUAGCUGAGAAAUUCAAGGACAAGUACCCACAGGUAUACGAAUUCGUAAAAUCGAACUUGUAUGUUGAUGAUGGUACUACAAGUGUUGAUGAUGUUUCCACGGCAUUACAACUUGCUAAGGAACUCAACAUUGUCCUCAGUGAGGCAUCCUUCAUCAUAAAACAUUUCAUGAUCGGUGGAAGUGAAAGUGAUAUUGAUGCCCACAUAAAGAAGUGCCCGGAUGUACCUGACAAUGUGCGACGGACACCAGAACAGGAAAGGAUCCUGGGUAUAAUAUAUCAUUCUACAAACGAUGAAAUUUCCAUUUCAGGUAGGAUUAACUUCUCAAAGAAAAGGAGAGGCAUUAGAUCAGAGGAAGAUAUCAGUUUAGAAGACUUUGAUGAUGCCUUCCCUGACACUUUCAGUCAAAGAAAUUAUUUACAGAUCAUAGCAACCAUCUAUGAUCCGACGGGACUUGCAACUCCGGUUACCAUCUGCCUGAAGCACGAACUAGGUCAAAUAUUCCGCCUCAAACAGGAAUGGGACGAUCCAAUCCUAGAUGGUAAUGAUGACUUACCUACAACCUGCAGUCGGUGUAAAGAAGUGAUUCGUUCGAUCUACGGUCUAAAAGAAGUCAGGUUUGUUCGCUGUCUUACACCGGAAACUGCAGUUGACAAACCCACUCUAGUAAUUUUUUGUGAUAGUUCUCAGACUGCCUAUGGAUGUAUCGCAUACUACAACUGGAAGUUAGAAAAUGGAGAGCGAGCAUCUGUUCUUGCCAUGUCAAAGGCAAAACCUUGGCCACAAAUUCCGACGUUAACGAUCCCCCAUGGUGAGUUACUUGGAUGCCUGCUGGGUGCCAGAAUGCAACAGACUAUUGUCAAAAAAUCAAGCUUCAUUUUUGAAAGGGUAAUGUUGCUAACUGACAGCACCAUAGUUCUGGGACAACUGCGUCAUGAGCCCUACAAGUACAACAUGUGGACAGCCAGCCGUAUCAGUGAAAUACAAACUCUGACUGAUAUUCGCAAUUGGUACCAUGUGGACUCUGGAAACAACGUUGCCGAUGAUGCGUCACGCGGUCUUAACCCAUCUGAAAUGGGAAAGGAUUACAGAUGGCAAAAAGGUCCAGACUUCAUGAAGGACAUCAACAAAUGGCCAAUCAAACAUGCAAAUGAAGUUCAUGCGAAGAAAGAAGAUCUGGACAUAAGAAUAAAAGAUCCAUGGAUGACCAUUGGAAGAUGCAAGUCACUAUGUGUCCAGAUUGAUGGUGGAACAAAUGAAGAUUAUUCAGUUAUUCUUGAUAUCCUAAAAACAUUUAGCAUAACGGUCGACAAAAAUGACAGCCUGAUGAAGAUUAAACGUCGCAUCUCUAGAAUCAUAAGAUUUAUGGAAAAUGCUUCACAACUUUUCAGAGAUUGA